This is a messenger RNA of Eriocheir sinensis (Chinese mitten crab), 823 nucleotides long. RefSeq lists its product as uncharacterized. The record is from RefSeq and is a predicted model, not a curated record. Bases 389 to 823 code for a protein of 144 amino acids. Lineage: Eukaryota; Metazoa; Arthropoda; Malacostraca; Decapoda; Varunidae. The transcript has 4 exons.
CAAUACAGGGAGAUGGGGGACACGCACCCCAAAGGCGGAGCUAUUUGUUGGACCUCAGAAAAUCGACUGACAGACUCCAGCACACUAGAAAUAUGACAGCACACAUCGAGGGAGCUUCACUUCGCCGCUGCACUCCACGAAGAGUGAGAAGAAACGGAAGAGAGGAUCAAGAAAAGAAGGACCAACGAAGCGACAGAAAGCGAAAGAAGAAGAGAAAAAGAAGUAGAGAAAAGAACAAGAAGAGGAAAUAGAAGAAGCAGAACAAGAACAAGAGCAAGAACAAGAACAAGUAGAAAUAGAAGAGAAAGAAUAACAAAAACGAAAAAGAGGCAGAAGUAGAAAAAGAAGAACAAGGACAAAUAAAAAGACAAAGACCACAGCGGGAACCAUGCGCAACGUUCUCUGCCUAAUAUGCCUGCUGUGUGUCCUGUGGGGGUGGCUGGGAGGAGCCGAGCUGACCAACGCGGGGCAGUUCACAGCGCUAGCCCCUGGCCGCUGCGGGGAGCCCUACCUCACCCGACCCACACAUUCCAUCAUCAUGUGUGCGGCCAUGUGCUCCUCUAACGGGGAUUCGUGCGAUGCGUUCAGCGUGGGGCACGAAGCGACGGGGGACGGCGGCAAGGGACGGGCGUGCGAACUCGUGACUCUCGGUUCCCUGCAAGCAAGUCCCACCACUGCAGCCAUAGCCGAGGACGUCUACUACAAGUGCUACGUGACAAAGACAGUGAGCGACCUCUUCACUACACCACCUCCAACAUCCACCACAACCCCUACACCCACAUCCGCUGCUCUCAGCACCAUCACUACUGACAGGAGUCCAUGA